Sorex araneus (European shrew) is the source of this 2800-nucleotide messenger RNA. RefSeq names its product Wnt family member 5B (gene WNT5B). Gene Ontology annotation, biological process: cell fate commitment; neuron differentiation; multicellular organism development. Lineage: Eukaryota; Metazoa; Chordata; Mammalia; Eulipotyphla; Soricidae. The record is from RefSeq and is a predicted model, not a curated record. Gene Ontology annotation, cellular component: extracellular region. Gene Ontology annotation, molecular function: cytokine activity; frizzled binding. Bases 338 to 1492 code for a protein of 384 amino acids. The transcript is spliced from 5 exons.
UUCCCGGGGUCCCGCGCUGGGGAACGGAGCGUGCGCCCCCGCCACCCCCGACGGCGGCGGCCCGAGCUCGGCUCCGCAACCCCACCCCCCGGGGCUCCCCGCCCGCCGCGCUCGGGGGUCCGGGCGGCGGGAGGGAGCGCGGAGCCCGAGGGCCGGGACCCGCCGACGCUGCCCGUGCAUCGGGGGGUCCGGGGAGCCCCGCGCCACCAGCCCCGCGCCCCGGCCGCGGAUGAGGAGCCCGCGGCGGCCGCCCGCGCACUGAGAGCCGCGGGCAGGGUCCCCCGGCCGCCCCCGAGCCCAGCCAGCCGGACCCCGCGGGCCUGACAAGCGACCGGACAUGCAGGAAGGCCAGCUUGGGAAGCUGAGGGUCCCUGGGGUCUGCCCGGGGCGCUGGGGAGGGCCGAGGCCCAGGAUGCCCGGCCUGCUGCUACUGGCCGCUGCUCUGCUCCUCUCCGGCUGGGUCCAGCUGCCGGCGGAAGCCAGUUCCUGGUGGUCGUUAGCUAUGAACCCAGUGCAGAGACCCGAGAUGUUUAUCAUCGGCGCCCAGCCUGUGUGCAGUCAGCUUCCGGGGCUCUCUCCCGGCCAGAGGAAACUGUGCCAGCUGUACCAGGAGCACAUGGCCUACAUAGGGGAGGGCGCCAAGACGGGCAUCAAGGAGUGCCAGUACCAGUUCCGGCAGAGGCGGUGGAACUGCAGCACGGUAGACAACACAUCUGUCUUCGGGAGAGUCAUGCAGAUAGGCAGCCGGGAGACGGCCUUCACCUACGCCGUGAGCGCGGCCGGGGUGGUCCACGCCAUCAGCCGCGCGUGCCGCGAGGGCGAGCUGUCCACGUGCGGCUGCAGCCGGGCGGCGCGGCCCCGGGACCUGCCCCGGGACUGGCUGUGGGGCGGCUGUGGGGACAACGUGGAGUACGGCUACCGCUUCGCCAAGGAGUUUGUGGACGCCCGCGAGCGGGAGAAGAACUUUGCCAAAGGAUCCGAGGAGCAGGGCCGCGUGCUCAUGAACCUGCAGAACAACGAGGCGGGCCGAAGGGCUGUGUAUAAGAUGGCAGACGUGGCCUGCAAGUGCCACGGUGUCUCGGGGUCCUGCAGCCUCAAGACCUGCUGGCUGCAGCUGGCCGAGUUCCGCAAGGUGGGGGACCAGCUGAAGGAGAAGUACGACAGCGCGGCGGCCAUGCGCGUCACGCGCAAGGGCAAGCUGGAGCUGGUCAACAGCCGCUUCAACCAGCCCACCCCGGAGGACCUGGUCUACGUGGACCCCAGCCCCGACUACUGCCUGCGCAAUGAGACCACCGGCUCCCUGGGAACCCAGGGCCGCCUGUGCAACAAGACCUCGGAGGGCAUGGACGGCUGUGAGCUCAUGUGCUGCGGCCGCGGCUAUGACCAGUUCAAGAGCGUGCAGGUGGAGCGCUGCCACUGCAAGUUCCACUGGUGCUGCUACGUCAAGUGCAAGAAGUGCACCGAGGUGGUCGACCAGUACGUCUGCAAGUAGCCGGCCCGGGCCCGCCUCCACAGCGCCGCGCAGAGUUUAUAUGAUAGAAAGCUCUAUAAAUCUAUUUUAUAUUUGUAUAAAUGAAGGGAUGCAGGAUAACUAAUUAAAAGAGAAAAUGGGAAUGGAAACGCGUAUUUAAGAGACGUCCGAGAGCUUCUGCGGUUUGGAGUCGAGCCGGGCCGCCACCCUCCUCAGAAGAGGCUGGAGAAAGGGCCUCCGGGGAGGCAGCAGUCUGCGCAGUCUGUCUGGCCGGGGAGGGGCGUCUGCGGGGCGCGGGUGGGCGGCCUUGGGGCUGAGGACUCGGCUUAGCCCCUGUGUCGGGGCCACAGAGAUACUACAGUGGGGAGGGUUCGGUCCCCGGCACCCCCGAAGGCCCUCCGCGCCCUGCCAGGAGUCAAUCCCGGGUGCAGAGCCAGGAGUCAGCCCUGAGCACCGCUGGCUGUGCCCCCCACCCCAAAACCAAAUAAACCCAAACCCAACCCAACCCCUGAUGUCCCGUGCAGGGUUGUGCUGAAACAUCACGGGGCUUGCUGAGAGGCGUGGGGUUUCCUCGGCCUUCCUCCAGGGGCCUCCCCGGGGCGUGAUUUGUCACUUCCGCCCUCCGGGGAGGCCCCGCAGGAAGCGCAGUAGGGUCGGACCCCACCAGCCCGCACCGUCUGUUCAUCCCUGCCCCGAGGAACAGGGGAACAGUUUCUCUGACAUUAAGUGCCCGUCACCGCUGGUCUCUCCCCGCAUUCCUUGGACGCGCGAGUGGUAGCUGAGCCUGCCCGCCCCGUGGCGGGUGGAAGCGCGUCGGGGAGCUGAGAUACUGCCGAGCCCUGGUCUGGCUGUCGGAGAUGGGGCAGGAGAUUCUGGGGCGACGGUAGCCCGGUGGGGAGGGCGUUUGCCUUGCAGGAUUGCGGGUCCGGGUUUGAUUCUCAGCGUCCCAUGUGGUUCCCGGAGCGAAAGGGGGAGUGAUCCCAGGAGGAAGCUCUGUGCACAGCCAGGUGUGGCCCCAAAACCAAGAGGAAAAACAGAAGCAGGGAGGCUGGGAGGGAGAUGGCCCAAGGAACAGAAACCCAGGCCUUGCAUGUGACAACCCCUCUGGGUUCCCUCCCCAGCGCAGCCUGGUCAUUCCCCUGCCAGGAGCACGCCCUUCCCCCCCUAAGAAAAGCAGGAUUGAACACUAUAAUGAGAAGGAAAUUAAGUGACACUUUGGCACACUCACCCAGACUGUGCAAAGUGGAGCACUCAGUCAAUGCUGGUGGUGAAAACGCUAUUCUGAACAGAAUCGCUUAGGGAUGGAGCAAGCCAGAGAGAGCACCCGGA